Messenger RNA from Desarmillaria tabescens, 1979 nucleotides. RefSeq lists its product as uncharacterized. NCBI's taxonomy places the organism in Eukaryota, Fungi, Basidiomycota, Agaricomycetes, Agaricales, Physalacriaceae. The transcript is spliced from 8 exons. The record is from RefSeq and is a predicted model, not a curated record. Gene Ontology annotation, molecular function: ATP binding; protein kinase activity. Bases 1 to 1698 code for a protein of 565 amino acids. Gene Ontology annotation, biological process: protein phosphorylation.
AUGGAUGCCGCCUGUCCCACCAGUAUCAAGGAGCUCUUAACGUUCCUUCCAGAUCAACCUAAGCUGCAUUCGGAGGCGAAAAGUUCGACUUCGACUGCAGAUUAUACAGCCAAAGACCCUCCCCCUCCGAAAUAUCGUUUCAUCUCCUCCCGGAUAUACCCCGAUCUCCUCCUAAACCUCAAAGAGUUCAUCAGUGGAGUGGUCAAUGACCUCAGUAUUGGAGAAGCGUCAUGUCAGUCGAUGCAGCAUGCCUUGAAUAAUAUGUCAGAGGUGUGUUUCCGGAACGAGACCCAGGUGAGCCAGUAUGGCGGCUAUGUCGCUGAAGCAGUGCACCCUGUUGUCGAGGCUAUCGCUGCGGCUGCUGGUCUCGCAGGUGGCAUCGGUGUGAAGCGCGUACCUGUCGCUAUACCCCAAUGGUCCCUUGGCCAUUUCAACUUUAUUGUUGGCCGACGGAACAAGACUGAGGACGGUCGCUUUGAAAUUGUGCCCCUAAAAGCUUGUUCUGAUGAGGAUAAGGCUUAUUGGGUGCUGCUUUCAAAGACGGAGGCGUUGAGUAUGCCAUUCAGUCUUGAUGCCACUCAGAAGCAAACUGGUGCCAAGGCCAUGGUCGUGAAACUUGCACUGCAAAUGGUAGCUGCAAACGCCGAGUUUGGCUUUUUCUUUGGUGGAUAUAUCGCGAUUGCUGCACAGCUUGUCAAGUCCACGGACCCCUCUCGUCCAGGACUCAUCCUCCUGCUUUCGCCUCCGUUCAGACUUUCCAAUGAGGCCUUUCCAACUCCAGAAACGCUCACGCCGUUUCAGGCAAACAUACAACCCGAGCCGUUCCUUGCCAUACUCGUCGCUAUGUUAUGCGCCAAUCUGGUUUCUGGACAUGAAGUCAAGAGCCCGCCUGCUGCUUUUUACCAGCCUCUGCCAUAUGAAGAAGAUGAACACGACCCAGGUGAUAAUGACGAAGACCGAGAUGGUAUCCCUGCGUGUUCUGUUCAAGUCGGAACCAAUGCUAUGAUAUUGCAGCAUCCGUGGUUGAACUGUAGCGACAUACACCGUAUAUCUAUCAUCGGAAACCCACCUCAACGUCUUUUAAAUUUAGAUGUUCAGAACAUCCUAGCACCGCGGAACCUAAUUUGUGCUCCCCGCAUUCCGUCAAUAGACGUUAACACGGUGACUCUUCUCGAACAGAUUCGAGCGAGUAGAUGGAGCAGCAUAUACACAUGUCACCUCGAAGGUGCCGACAAGCUGUGCAUCAUGAAGCUCGUGUCGGAACGUCACUCGGAGAUGGUCUUGCGUGAGCUGUACAUGUACGAGGUGGUGCUCAAGGGGUGUUCCCUCGUCCCUCAGUUUUAUGGGACGUUCCAGAGGCCGGCUGGUGGCUGGUUUGGGUUCUUGCUUGAGAACGUUGGGGAGAGUCUUGAGGAUGUGUAUGGCUCGGAGUGGGGUGAUGUGAAGGUGGAUUUGGGUGUGGUGGAGUGGAAAAAUCUCGUCGAUUCAGUGAAGAAGCUGCACUCGUUGGGUGUCAUGCAUGGGGAUCUCGAACCGCGGAAUGUGGCGAGGACUGGGGAGGGGACGUUCAAGUUUUUUGAUUUUGGACGGUCGGAGGUCCAUCGUUGUCGAAAGGGUGGGUGUGAGGAGCCAUGGGUAAAUGUGCUACGCGCAUUAUAUAGGUUCAAGUUACCAAUGUCAGUGUUAUUCUGGAGAUAAACUUUUGCAUUUGCGUCGAUAUGAGAACUGUUCCAAAUGUUGUUGUGAAGAGAAGACUAAGUAAGCCCGUUGACUAGCGCUUGGAUGUCGAUCCGGCGGCAUGUUCCUCUCUCUCGCAGCGACGUUCCAAAAUUGGUCUCGUUGUCAAUGCAGGAGAGGGAGAGAAUUCCGAAGGUGUGUUCUGCCCUCUGCUUUACCUAGCUCGCUCACAAACUUCGUGCAGCUACAUGCAAUACUGAAUAGCCUGCACCAUCGACGUCUCCAUCACACGGUCCGCUGUC